AUGGGAAAGUUCAGUCAAAUUGCCUUGGAAUUUGUUCCAGAAGACAACACUGCAGACAGAUUUGGGAAUAUCUCACCUCACACAGAGGGUGGACACAUCUUCUGUAUUAUCUUUGCCCUGUUGGGAAUUCCUCUGUUUGGAUUCUUGCUGGCAGGAGUGGGAGAUCAGCUUGGAACAAUCUUCGGAAAGGCAAUUGCUAAAGUGGAGGGGAUGAUUGAUGGAGACUCCUCAGGAUUUGGGAAUAUCUCACCUCACACAGAGGGUGGACACAUCUUCUGUAUUAUCUUUGCCCUGUUGGGAAUUCCUCUGUUUGGAUUCUUGCUGGCAGGAGUGGGAGAUCAGCUUGGAACAAUCUUCGGAAAGGCAAUUGCUAAAGUGGAGGGGAUGAUUGAUGUGAGAUUUGGGAAUAUCUCACCUCACACAGAGGGUGGACACAUCUUCUGUAUUAUCUUUGCCCUGUUGGGAAUUCCUCUGUUUGGAUUCUUGCUGGCAGGAGUGGGAGAUCAGCUUGGAACAAUCUUCGGAAAGGCAAUUGCUAAAGUGGAGGGGAUGAUUGAUAAGUGGAAUGUGAGUCAAACCAAGAUCCGUGUGAUUUCUACCAUGCUUUUCAUUUUGUUUGGUUGUCUCCUCUUCGUCGCCCUGCCGGCCAUCAUAUUCAAACACAUUGAGGGCUGGAGUGCACUGGAGUCCAUCUACUUUGUCGUCAUUACCUUGACAACCAUUGGCUUUGGAGAUUUUGUUGCGGGCGAGGGUGAGCGACGCCAGCAUGAAGAGAACAGUGGUGGUUCUGAGUUAGAGUACCUAGAUUACUACAAACCCCUGGUGUGGUUCUGGAUCCUGAUUGGUUUAGCGUACUUCGCUGCUGUUCUCAGUAUGAUUGGAGAUUGGUUUCGUGUCAUAUCCAAGAAAACAAAAGAGGAGGUAGGAGAAUUUCGAGCUCAUGCCGCCGAAUGGACUGCUAAUGUGUCCGCUGAGUUUAAAGAGACACGUCGACGAUUGAGUGUCGACAUUUAUGACAAAUUCCAGCGUGCUGCAUCGAUCAAGCGCAAAAUGUCAGCUGAAAUAAACCUCAGCCCACCUGUCAAUCAGCAGAUGACACCAGGGAAACGUGCACAUUCAGUUAACCUUGGAGAUGAGAGAGAGGCGUAUCCCUACACAUUUGUACGAAACGGAAGCUUAUUCCUCAACGGUCUUAUCCCAGAUUACGCUGACCAUCGGGACAUCACUAAAUUACAAACACAAUGAGUUGGAACUAAAGAUGUUCACAGAUAAACUGUGGAAAGAUAAGAUGUAUAAAGAGGAUGCAAAGAAAAGACACAAAAUGUUUAUAUAAAAAAUAAUGUAUAUCCUAACUUUUAAUGUGUACAAAAAUCAUUGAUUUCUAUUGACGGCCACGCAAAAGUAGCCAUGUAUUCUAAUUAUUAAUUUUUGUUGGCAACAU
Sinocyclocheilus grahami is the source of this 1441-nucleotide messenger RNA. RefSeq names its product potassium channel subfamily K member 2-like. Gene Ontology annotation, biological process: stabilization of membrane potential; potassium ion transmembrane transport. Gene Ontology annotation, molecular function: outward rectifier potassium channel activity; potassium ion leak channel activity. Gene Ontology annotation, cellular component: plasma membrane. The coding region runs from base 1 to 1245 and encodes 414 amino acids. The record is from RefSeq and is a predicted model, not a curated record. The transcript has 8 exons. Lineage: Eukaryota; Metazoa; Chordata; Actinopteri; Cypriniformes; Cyprinidae.